Messenger RNA from Colletotrichum costaricense, 726 nucleotides. Its product is annotated as ubiquitin-conjugating enzyme. NCBI's taxonomy places the organism in Eukaryota, Fungi, Ascomycota, Sordariomycetes, Glomerellales, Glomerellaceae. The annotation marks the transcript as partial. The transcript is spliced from 2 exons. The record is from RefSeq and is a predicted model, not a curated record.
UCCAGGAGCCUAUCAGUCGAACCACAGGUCCUCCCCCCUCCGUCCGUCCGUCCGUCCGUCCAUCCAUCGCGCGCACAGCCCGGAUUGCAAGCAGGAGACAGGAAUCCUAACUUGUCGAAGAUGUCGUGGCGCAUUCAGAACCUGCCCGAUUCCCAGACGAAUCCCUCGGGCGCGGCGCCAGGAGGCGAAGGAGAACGAGACCGUGGCAGCAAGAAGUCAAAGUCAAAGUCCACGUCGGACGGGCGCGGCGCGAUCAAGAGGCUCAUAAAGGAGCUCGACGUGUGGCGGUCGGAGAAGAAGGAGGAGAGGGGCAUCGAGAGGUUGGGCCCCGUCGACGAUGAGGAUCUGUUGACGUGGGAGGCUGUUGUCAACGGGCGGGGGAUCGGGAACGGGUAUGAUGAGGGCCGCUGGCUCCUACACAUCCAGAUCCCGACAGACUACCCCAUCCGCCCGCCGACGAUACGCUUCGCGACGCCUGUGGUCCACGCCAACAUUGCGCUGCAGACGGGCGAGAUCUGCCUCGACCUGCUCAAGGACGCCUGGACGCCCGCCUACAGCGUCCUCGAGAGCGUGCGCGCCGUGCGCACGCUGCUCGCCUACCCGGAGACGGACUCGCCGCUCAACGUCGACGUCGCGGCGCUGCUGCGCGGCGGGGACGUGCUGGGCACGCGCGCGCUCGUUGAGUUUUGGUGCCGCGAUGACGAGGGGCGGUAUGAUGGGCCGUAG